Molecule: messenger RNA, 2637 nt
Organism: Odobenus rosmarus divergens (Pacific walrus)
Lineage: Eukaryota; Metazoa; Chordata; Mammalia; Carnivora; Odobenidae
Gene: SCARA3
Product: scavenger receptor class A, member 3
Exons: 8
Coding region: 1-2604 (867 amino acids)
Source: RefSeq, a predicted model, not a curated record
AUGCCGCUAUCCCGGGAGGCUGAGGUGGACUCGGAAUCCAGAUGCAAGGAGUACUUCGUGACCUACUACGAGCCCAGCCACGAGGCGGCCCCCCGUGCGGGCGGCGGCUCGGGGUGGGGGGUCCCCCGCGCUCUUCCCCCGGGGGGCGCCGCGGCCGCAGGGCGGGCAGGGGGAGCCGGCGGGCCCGGGGUCGGGGACCCGCGGCGGCACAAAGAGGCCCGGCCGCGGCAGUUUUUUGAAACUACCGAGCUAGUGGAUCUGGGCCGGGGCCCAGGGAGUGACGAGGAGGGAGGCAGCGCGCGCCAGCGAGCGAGGGGGAGGCGGGAGGAGGGGGAGCGCGGGGCGCGGGGCUGGCCGCAGACCUCGCCGGCCUCCAGCGGGAAGCGCGCGGGUGGCGGUGGCGGGGCGGCGGCGGCGGGAUGGGCGGCCCGGCGCCCCCCGGCUGCGACCCCGCGGACCCUCCCCUCGGCGCGCCGCCUACUCAGCCGGGCGCUAGAGCGGGCGGCGCGUAGGGCGGCGAGCGGGCUCCCGCCGAGGAGCCGCCGGUUCCCCCCCACACCCCCCCAACUCCGGCCACACGGCAGCUCGAGCCGCCGCCCCGGGGCGCUCCCGAGGCCCCGCAGGAGGGACCAUGAAAGGCCCCCAGCUGGGCUGGAUGCAGAGUCUUGCAGAUUCACCCUUGACCUUGGAGCAAAGGAAUUCGGCUUGUGUUACCACUUGCCGGGAAAUGGAAGGAUCCUGAGCUGGAUCAAACAACCGGCUCUUAUUCCACCCCAAGGGUUUGAGCAAGUGAGGUCGGCCACCGGCGACGGAGAUGCAUUGUGUGUUACAGAAGAGGAGCUGGCUGGUGAUGACGAGGACAUGCCGACCUUCCCAUGCACACCAGAGGACCGGCCGGGGUCCCGCUGCAGCCGCUGCCAGAAGAACCUGUCUUUGCACACAUCGGUGCGGAUUCUUUACCUCUUCCUGGCCCUGCUCCUAGUGGCCGUGGCCGUGCUGGCCUCCCUGGUUUUCAGGAAAGUGGACUCUCUCUCAGAAGACAUCUCCCUGGCCCAGGCCAUUUAUGACAAGAAGCUUAUGUCUAUGCAGGAAAAUCUCCAAGGACUGGAUCUGAAAGCCCCAAACAACUGUUCCUUCUGCCACGAGGCUGGGCAGCUGGAGCAAGAGAUCAGAAAACUGCAGGAGGAGCUGGAGGGAAUUCAGAAGAUGCUUCUGGCCCAGGAGGUGCAACUGGACCAGACCUCUCAGACCCACGAGUUGCUCUCCACCACCAGCAGUCAGAUCUCCCAGGAGAUGGGCAGUUGUUCAUUCUCCAUCCACCAAGUCAACCAGUCUCUGGGGCUCUUUCUUGCCCAGGUGAGAGGCUGGCAGGCCACCACAGCCGGCCUGGACCUCUCUCUGAAGGACCUCACCCAGGACUGCUAUGAUGUCAAGGCUACAGUCCACCAGAUCAACUUCACCGUGGGGCAGACUUCGGAGUGGAUCCACGGGAUCCGGCGGAAGACUGACGAGGAGACCCUGACCCUCCAGAAGAUUGUCACCGACUGGCAAAACUACACCCGGCUCUUCAGCACCCUGCGCACCACCUCAGCCAAGACCGGAGAAGCGGUCAAGAACAUCCAGGCCACCCUGGGGGUCUCCUCCCAGCGCAUCAGCCAGAAUGCCGAGAGCAUGCACGACUUGGUGCUGCAGGUCAUGGGCCUGCAGCUGCAGCUGGAUAACAUUUCAUCCUUCCUGGACGACCAUGAAGAGAACAUGCACGAUCUGCAAUACCACACCCGCUAUGCCCAGAACCGCACGGUGGAGAGGUUCGAGACACUAGAAGGACGCAUGACUUCUCAUGAGAUUGAGAUCAGCACCAUCUUCACCAACAUCAAUGCCACCGACAACCACGUGCACAGCAUGCUCAAGUACCUGGACGAUGUGAGGCUCUCCUGCACGCUGGGCUUCCACACCCAUGCUGAGGAGCUCUACUACCUGAAUAAGUCUGUCUCCCUCAUGCUGGGCACCACAGACCUGCUCCGGGAGCACUUCAGCCUGCUCAGUGCGCGGCUGGACUUCAACGUCCGCAACCUCUCCAUGAUCGUGGAGGAGAUGAAGGCUGUGGACACGCAGCAUGGAGAAAUCCUUCAAAACGUCACCAUCCUAAGAGGUGCUCCCGGCCCUCCAGGACCAAGAGGACCCAAAGGAGACAUGGGCACGAAGGGGCCCAUUGGCAGCAGAGGACCAAAAGGAGACCCUGGUAGCUUCGGCCCCCCGGGACCCCAGGGGCCUCAGGGGCAGCCUGGAGACCCAGGACCUGUGGGAGAAAGGGGGCCGGUUGGCCUUCGAGGUUUCCCAGGCCUCAAAGGCUCAAAGGGAAGCUUUGGAAGUGGAGGCCCAAGAGGACAGCCAGGCCCCAAGGGGGACGUGGGGCCCCCAGGGCCAGAGGGGCCCCCAGGGUCUCUGGGACCCUCAGGGCCUCAGGGAAAACCAGGGAUUGCUGGGAAGACAGGGUCCCCGGGCCAGCGGGGGCCCAUGGGGCUUAAGGGUGAGCCAGGGAUCCAGGGGCCCCCUGGACCCCCAGGGCCCCCAGGCCCACCAGGAAGCCAGAGCCGCUACUAAGGGCCCCAGGCCCAGACACUGCUACACAGGAUG